Thunnus maccoyii (southern bluefin tuna) is the source of this 650-nucleotide messenger RNA. RefSeq names its product FXYD domain containing ion transport regulator 11 (gene fxyd11). Gene Ontology annotation, molecular function: ion channel regulator activity. NCBI's taxonomy places the organism in Eukaryota, Metazoa, Chordata, Actinopteri, Scombriformes, Scombridae. The coding region runs from base 168 to 482 and encodes 104 amino acids. The record is from RefSeq and is a predicted model, not a curated record. The transcript has 5 exons. Gene Ontology annotation, cellular component: membrane. Gene Ontology annotation, biological process: regulation of monoatomic ion transport.
GCAUAACCAUCACACGUACUUCUAAACUCUUUAACUGUACCUGCAAAAUAUAGCAAAAUGUUCUCACUGUUUUUUACAAGCAUGCAACAGUCCACUUGUGCAAAAAACUUUCCAUGACCACGCACAAAUAUCCAAGAGCAUAAAACAAACUUGUUUUCAAAAGAAAAAUGAACCAUCUUUUGUAUCAUCUUAAAAAAUGCAGACUAUGUAGUGACACAUACUGUAGCCUGGCAAGAACUGACUGUGUGUAUUUGAGACAACCCCCAUUCAACAAAAUUAACAUUUCAAUCAUCUUUCUUCCAGUGCUGUUCACCCUUUUCAUGGAAACGGAAGCAAAUCCCUUUGUUUACAACUAUGAAAGGCUACGAAUCGGAGGUCUGAUCUGCGCCUGCUUGUUGGUGGCUGGAGGACUCAGUGUUUUACUCUAUAACAAGUGCUCCAGGAAGGGCAGAAAAGUGGAAGAUGACAACAGUGAAAUCUGAUAGCAUUCAUGACAAACCGGUUUCAGCCAGGAAGAAGAGCAGACAGGCAAGGGGUGGAGAGACUGGGUUGGUAGGGGGAGGGUUUAUGAUCAGAUGAUUGUACCUGUACAGACCCGUGCAAAGAAACACCAUUCAUUUGAAAAAAAAAAAAAAAAAACUUAAAUGCUG